AAAACGGUUUAGACAAGGUACAACUUAACUAGAUAGAGAUGCGCUAUUUGAUGGUACUCGUCCUGUUUGCUUUUUUGGCCAUGGCCUUUGUGAAUGCAAUCCCUAAUCCGAACCCGAAAGGAGAAGUGCUUGUCGUAAUCAACCAAAACCGCCCAGAUUGGCCAACAACAGAAUGGACAACAGCGGCUGGCUAAAGAACCGUGUAUAUCUAUAUUACAAAAACAUGCGUCAUUAAGUUCCAAUGACAAUCUGAAUAAAUAAAAUUGAUUCUAUCAAAAAA
Molecule: messenger RNA, 280 nt
Organism: Drosophila biarmipes
Lineage: Eukaryota; Metazoa; Arthropoda; Insecta; Diptera; Drosophilidae
Exons: 1
Coding region: 39-194 (51 amino acids)
Source: RefSeq, a predicted model, not a curated record